Amphimedon queenslandica is the source of this 842-nucleotide messenger RNA. RefSeq names its product adenylate kinase 2, mitochondrial-like. The transcript is spliced from 7 exons. Gene Ontology annotation, molecular function: ATP binding; AMP kinase activity. The record is from RefSeq and is a predicted model, not a curated record. Lineage: Eukaryota; Metazoa; Porifera; Demospongiae; Haplosclerida; Niphatidae. Gene Ontology annotation, biological process: ADP biosynthetic process. The coding region runs from base 47 to 715 and encodes 222 amino acids.
UUAGACACACCCAUUGGUUUAAGUACCAUAGUACAUACAGAGGGAAAUGGCGGAUAGUUCUGGAAUGAGACUUAUCCUUUUAGGUCCUCCUGGAGCCGGUAAGGGAACUCAGGCGCCAAAACUAGUAGAGAAGUUUGGCAUCUGUCACUUAUCAACAGGGGAUAUGCUAAGAGCUACUGUUGCUUCUGGAUCAGAGCUUGGGAAGAAAGUUAAAGGUGUCAUGGAUGCUGGAAAGCUGGUUGACGAUGGACUUAUAUGUGAGAUGGUAGAUCAGAAACUAAAGCAGCCUGAAUGCAAGAAUGGCUUUCUUCUUGAUGGCUUCCCUAGGACCAUUGAACAAGCAAAGAUGCUCACUGACCUGCUUAAGAAAAAUGGCAUACAAUUGAAUGCUGUUGUUGAGUUUUGUGUCACAGACGAUCAAAUACUCAUUGACCGUAUAACAGGAAGACUCCUUCAUGUUCCAAGUGGCCGUACGUAUCAUAAAGUUAACGCUCCACCCAAAGUCCCGAUGAAAGAUGAUGUCACUGGUGAAGAUCUCAUUCAUCGAUCGGAUGAUAACGAAGAAACUCUGAAGAAGAGACUCGAGUCUUAUCACACUCAGACGAAGCCUCUAGUUGAGUACUACAAAGAACAGGGUCUCCAUCGCUGUAUAGAUGCUAACCAAAUCAAUGAUAAAGUGUGGCAGGACUUACUGAAUGCCAUCUCCACAAAAUAGAAUAAUAAUAAUAAUAAAUAAUAGAUCAACAUUAGUUAUUGAGAGGUUGUGACUCACUGGUUGAGAAAGUAUAGGAUUAUCUUAUUUUUAGGCAUAUUUUAUUAUCCAAUUAUUAUUACUAUCAUUA